GAGGAGGAUUUCCAGCGCCCCUCGAGCCGGGAGGAGGCGCAGCAGCUGCUGGAGCUGGAGCGGCUGCGGGUGGAGCAGGCCAUGGAGCGCCAGCAGAGGGAGAUGCUGGAGGAUCAGCGCUGGCUACAGAAGGAGGUCCAGAGCCUGGAUCCCAAGGUGUUCCUGAACAACAACGUUCCCCCGCUCCUCCCGGAGAAGGAGACGGAUUACACGCAAUUCACGGGGCCUCCCCAGAAGCCGCCGAGACUUGGGGCGCAGUCCCAGCUGCAUCCGGCGCCCACGGCGCGGCUGGACCGCUCGGCGGACGCGGUGUACGGCAGCGUCACGGAGCUGGUGCGCGCCGUGCUGCGCCUCAAGGACGACAUCGGCCGCCUGCCGCCCCACGGCUACAUCCUGGCCGUCAAGAACAUCGGGCUGUGCCUGCGGAAUUUGAUCGGCAGCGUCGACGCCGUCCUGCCCCAGCUCCCGGCCUCCGCCCGCACCGAGAUCGAGGGCACGCAGCGGGUGCUGAACGCGGAGCUGGCGGCGUUGAUCGGGAAGGUGCGGCUGGCGCAGCAGAGCCUGGGCCCCGCGCUGGCGGCCGAGUUCCGCCGGCAGAUGCUGACGGCCUCGCACGCCCUGGCCAUGGACGCCAAGAACCUCCUGGACGCCGUGGACCAGGCCAAGCUCCAGGCCCGCCUGGCCAACCCCGCCCCCGAGUGACCCAAGCGGCCACGGAAACUUCCGGAAAACCGGACAGGGGGAAAUGGCGGAUUUGGGGGUUUGCUUUUGGUGUUUCCUCU
Molecule: messenger RNA, 782 nt
Organism: Agelaius phoeniceus (red-winged blackbird)
Lineage: Eukaryota; Metazoa; Chordata; Aves; Passeriformes; Icteridae
Source: RefSeq, a predicted model, not a curated record